UUCUGAGUUUCUCCCAUCGACCUAACAAUAUUAACACUUGAUUUAAUUUAACAAUAUUUCAGCGCCAACUUCUUUCUGGGUUCUCAUGGCUUCCUCUUUCUGUUCACCCAAAAAUGCCCUCUUUCUUUCAAGCUCCACCAAAUCCACCCUGCGUGAUUGCCCCGUGCGCUUUCCUGCCUGCAAUGCUUUUCAUUCACGGCGGCGUUUAGAGUCUGCCACCCGACUGAAAGUCAGUGCCAGCUCCCCAGCUCCGGCGGUGGAUCAGUCGCCUAGUAGAGCUGCGUCCCGGGCACCCACGGUCGUUGAGGUUGAUUUGGGUAACCGGAGCUACCCGAUUUACAUCGGGUCUGGACUCCUUGAUCAACCUGAGCUCCUUCAAAGGCAUAUUCAUGGAAAGAGAGUUCUUGUUGUGACAAACACAACCAUUGCUCCAUUGUAUUUGGAUAAAACUAUUAGUGCUUUAACAGAUGGGAAUCCUAAUGUUAGUGUUGAAAGUGUGAUUUUGCCAGAUGGAGAGCAGUUUAAGAACAUGGAAAAUCUCAUGAAAAUCUUUGAUAAAUCGAUUGAAUCACGAUUGGAUAGGCGAUGUACUUUUGUUGCCCUUGGUGGUGGAGUAAUUGGUGAUAUGUGUGGGUAUGCUGCUGCUUCAUACCUUCGAGGAGUCAAUUUCAUUCAGAUUCCUACAACUGUUAUGGCACAGGUAGAUUCUUCAGUUGGUGGAAAAACUGGCAUUAACCACCCACUUGGUAAAAAUAUGAUCGGUGCAUUCUACCAACCCCAAUGUGUGCUUGUAGACACGGAUACUUUGAAAACUCUACCAGACAGAGAAUUAGCUUCUGGUCUUGCUGAGGUUAUAAAAUAUGGACUUAUUAGAGAUGCUGAAUUUUUUGAGUGGCAAGAGAAGAAUAUGCCAUCUUUGCUAGCAAGGGACCCAAGUGCAUUUGCUUACGCUAUCAAACGUUCCUGUGAAAACAAGGCUGAGGUGGUGUCCUUGGAUGAAAAGGAAAGUGGAUUAAGGGCAACACUGAACUUGGGUCACACCUUUGGCCAUGCAAUAGAAACUGGUUUUGGCUAUGGUCAAUGGCUACAUGGAGAAGCUGUCGCAGCUGGAACGGUUAUGGCUGUUGAUAUGUCACAUCGCUUAGGAUGGAUUGACGACUUAUUAGCACAGCGUGUUGGUAAUAUCCUUAAAGAGGCAAAGUUGCCCAAUGCACCACCAAAAACCAUGACUGUCGAGAUGUUCAAGUCUAUCAUGGCAGUCGAUAAGAAAGUGGCUGAUGGGAGGCUUAGACUCAUCCUUUUGAAAGGUCCACUCGGCAACUGUGUAUUCACUGGCGACUAUGACAAAAAGGCCCUCGAUGAAACUCUUCACGCAUUCUGCAAAUCCUAAUCUAUCCGCAAAUCAGAUACUAUGAAGGUUGGAUGAUUUGCCUUCUGUCUCAACUCCUUUCUGAAUGAGGGACAACCUCAACAGGCUGCACUGAUGUAGAGUGACUCUCCAGAAUGCAUCUCAAAUCUCUUCAAAUAUUUGUGUUCUGAUUCUUGCAUAUGUUUUGGAUGUAAUCUUCAUUAGUGGUGCUCAUCAAAUUCUGUAUUGUUCUAGUCAACCUUGUAAUUGGAUUAGGUAUACACA
Molecule: messenger RNA, 1633 nt
Organism: Ipomoea nil (Japanese morning glory)
Lineage: Eukaryota; Viridiplantae; Streptophyta; Magnoliopsida; Solanales; Convolvulaceae
Product: 3-dehydroquinate synthase, chloroplastic
Exons: 9
Coding region: 86-1390 (434 amino acids)
Biological process (GO): aromatic amino acid biosynthetic process
Cellular component (GO): cytoplasm
Molecular function (GO): 3-dehydroquinate synthase activity
Source: RefSeq, a predicted model, not a curated record